Molecule: messenger RNA, 229 nt
Organism: Staurois parvus
Lineage: Eukaryota; Metazoa; Chordata; Amphibia; Anura; Ranidae
Source: the annotation of a GenBank genome assembly
UCAUGAGGAUUUUGAGGUGUGAAUGGUCAUUAACAUAUCUUUUGUUUCCAAGGGUGGGAGAGGUCUGAGGUGUGAAUUGGUCAUUACAAUGUGUGACAAGCUUGGUAGGAACAUCCUGUUUUCAAUGUACCUUGAAAACGCUUUGCAUGCAUUUUUCAUGAUGAAAAAAGGCUCUGGAGCUGGAAGAGUUAAAAAAAAAUUUUCAGACACAAACGCUUAUAAACGCGAU